Molecule: messenger RNA, 2067 nt
Organism: Oncorhynchus mykiss (rainbow trout)
Lineage: Eukaryota; Metazoa; Chordata; Actinopteri; Salmoniformes; Salmonidae
Source: RefSeq, a predicted model, not a curated record
AUGAGCUCAAUAAGCUACUCGACCCCUAUUAAAGAAGAGGUCUGCUGGUCGGAAAAAGAGGCUCUGGGGCUGAACAUUAUCAUGAAAGAGGAAGAGGAGGAUGAUAUCACCGUGAAAGGCGAGGAUCCGGAGAUGACUGUCACAGGGAAAGGGGAGGAAGAAGCUGUGUUAGUGAAGGAGGAAGAGGAGGGGGAGAUGACUGUCACAGUGAAAGGGGAGGAAGAAGCUGUGUUAGUGAAGGAGGAGGGGGAGAUGACUGUCACAGUGAAAGGGGAGGAAGAAGCUGUCUUAGUGAAGGAGGAAGAGGAGGGGGAGAUGACUGUCACAUGGAAAGGGGAGGAAGAAGCUGUGUUGGCCCUGUUCAGAGAUAUUAAUGCCUCUUGUGGAACUGUGAGAGGAGGAGAAGAGAAGAAAGGAUCAGAUUUGACUCAUCAAAGAGAGAGGCCAGACUCUCGCUCUGACACUAGGAAGAGUCCUACGGGGGAAUCGGCCCCAGUGACAUCCAAACCAGCAAGACCCCACCACUGUUCCCAGUGUGGAAAGAGAUUUAUCCGGUUAGGGCACCUGAAACAACAUAAGAGAACACAUACAGGGGAGAAGCCUUAUCACUGCUCCCAGUGUGGAAAGGGUUUUGGACAGUCAGGUGAUCUAAAAGUGCAUGAAAGAAUACACACUGGAGAGAAGCCGUAUCAAUGCUCACAGUGUGAAAAUAAUUUUUUCUCAUCAGGGGACCUGAAAUCACAUGAGAAAAUACACUUAGUAGAGAGGCCUUUCCAAUGCUCUCAGUGUGGAAAGGGAUUUAUCCAGUCAUCGCAUCUGAAAGAGCAUGAAAGAAUACACACAGGAGAGAAGCCAUUCCAAUGCUCCCAGUGCGGAAAGAGUUUUACCCAGAGAGGGAAGCUGACAAAUCAUGAAAGAAGACAUACAGGUGAGAAGCCUCAUCGCUGCUCUCAGUGUGGAAAGGGUUUUGGACAGUCAGGGCAUUUAAAAGUGCAUGAAAGAACACACACUGGAGAGAAGCCAUAUCAAUGCUCCCAGUGUGAAAAGAAAUUUUUGUCAUCAGGGUACCUGAAAUCACAUGAGAAAACACACUUAGUAGAGAGGCCUUUCCAAUGCUCUCAGUGUGGAAAGGGAUUUAUCCAGUCAUCGCAUCUGAAAGACCAUGAAAGAAUACACACAGGAGAGAAGCCAUUCCAAUGCUCCCAGUGUGGAAAGAGUUUUACCCAGAGAGGGAAGCUGAAAGAUCAUGAAAGAACACAUACAGGGGAGAAGCCUCAUCACUGCUCUCAGUGUGGAAAGAGUUUUGGACAGUCAGGGCAUUUAAAAGUGCAUGAAAGAACACACACUGGAGAGAAACCGUAUCAAUGCUCUAAGUGUGAAAAGAAAUGUUUCUCAUCAGGGGAUCUGAAAUCACAUGAGAGAACACACUUAGUAGAGAGGCCUUUCCAAUGCUCUCAGUGUGGAAAGGGAUAUAUUCACUCAUGGCAUCUGAAAGAGCAUAUGAGAAUACACACGAGAACAACCAUUCCAGUGCUCUGUGUGGAAAGGGGUUUAACUGGGUAGUGAGCCUGAAAACGCAUAAAAUGACACACUCAGGAGAGAAGCCUGAGCCUCUGUUCCCAGUGUGGAAAGGGUUUUGUGCAGUUAGUGCACCUAAAAAUACACGAGAGGACACACACAUGAGUGUAGCCUCACCUUUGCUUCCCAGUGUAGAAAGGGGUUUUCUUCAGUUAAGGGGCCUGAAAGAAAAUGAGAGACGCACACGGGGGUAGAAGACGUCUUUGGAGCAGGGCUUCAUUCAUUUCAAAACCAGUGUUUACAGAUCAUUAUUACAUCACCUAGAUAUGAAAAAACACCCAGUUGAAUAAUGGAAUGUAUUUACAAAUUCUUCAACUACAUAUGAUAUUAAGAAUGUGAAAGACAGUACAAUAAUAAAUAUUACAAUGAUUUGGAUGUAUUUAAAAUAGUUGUGAAUGUACUUAGUAUUUAAAAUAGUUGUGAAAGUACUUAGUAUUUAAAAUAGUUGUGAAUGUACUUAGUAUUUAAAAUAGUUGUGAAUGUACUUAG